Messenger RNA from Gasterosteus aculeatus aculeatus (three-spined stickleback), 745 nucleotides. RefSeq names its product general transcription factor IIA, 2 (gene gtf2a2). The record is from RefSeq and is a predicted model, not a curated record. Gene Ontology annotation, biological process: transcription initiation at RNA polymerase II promoter. Lineage: Eukaryota; Metazoa; Chordata; Actinopteri; Perciformes; Gasterosteidae. Gene Ontology annotation, cellular component: transcription factor TFIIA complex.
UAAACCGGAAGUCUUUUCUCUGUUGUUAGCAGUCUGGACGUGGAGGAAGGAGGCUAGCCUUUUAGCUCACUGUGUGUUUGAAGGUAUCCUGUGGUUAUUUCUUCUUCCAGUAGUUUCCACCAUGGCGUACCAGCUGUACAGGAACACAACUCUGGGAAACAGCUUACAGGAGAGUUUGGACGAGCUCAUACAGACCCAGCAGAUCACUCCUCAGCUGGCUCUUCAGGUCCUCCUUCAGUUCGAUAAAGCAAUCAAUAUGGCGCUCGCCAACAGAGUCCGCAACCGGGUCAACUUCAGGGGUUCUCUGAACACCUACAGGUUCUGUGACAACGUGUGGACGUUUGUUCUUAACGACGUAGAGUUCAGGGAGGUGACGGAUCUCGUGAAAGUUGACAAGGUCAAAAUUGUUGCCUGUGACGGAAAGAGCGAGUCAACCCAAAACAAAAAUGAUAAAUGAUGGACCUGAACUGUACAAAUAAUUUAUUACAGUAGAGGUGUGUGUGUGUGUGUGUGUGUUUCAGCCAGAGGACCAGUCACUGUACCUGCAGCAUCUUUUUUUUUAUUUUUUAUUUGCAGUGUGCAGGAGGUUUGCGUACUGUUUGCUGUUAUUUUUCAGCUGGAUCAUCUUUAAUAAAAAACUUUAUUUAAACUUUGUCUUCUGUCGGGCAUUGUUGUGGAAUAUUUCUGUAAUUGUGAGAAGAGAGUUUUGUACCCCAAUGAAUAAGAAUAAAGUCUCUGAAUCAAU